AUGGGGUUAUUAAAGAAACUUUAUAGCCUUCUAAAUACGUGCCUAAAAGAAACUAGGUUAGAACAGAUAAUUUAUGUCAUUAUUAUUAUUACCGUAUUAUUACACUGGUAAUCUAAUAAUCUAGUUCGAUAGGUGGCGAUAAUGCACCUCUGCGCUGGAUUUCCAACCGCUAAUCAAAGCAAGAAGAAGAAGGAAAAACAAGAAUAAAAAGCAGCAGUUGUAUGCACAAUCUGUGGCAAUAGCAACUUUCUUUUUCUAAGGGGGGACCAACCAGCUGCCAAUAUGUCAAGCAAAAGGGCCAAGGGGAAGAACACCAAGAAGCGUCCCCAGCGUGCCACCUCCAAUGUGUUUGCUAUGUUUGAUCAGUCCCAAAUCCAGGAGUUCAAGGAGGCCUUCAACAUGAUCGACCAAAACAGGGAUGGAUUUAUUGACAAAGAAGAUCUUCAUGACAUGUUGGCAUCAUUAGGUAAGAACCCCACAGAUGAGUACCUGGAAGCUAUGAUGAAUGAGGCACCAGGUCCGAUCAAUUUUACUAUGUUCCUGACCAUGUUUGGAGAGAAGCUGAAUGGCACAGAUCCUGAAGAUGUGAUCCGCAAUGCUUUUGCCUGUUUUGACGAGGAAGCCACAGGUGUGAUUCAGGAGGAGUACCUGCGAGAGCUGCUCACUACGAUGGGUGACAGGUUUACAGAUGAAGAAGUGGACGAGCUCUUCCGUGAGGCCCCUAUUGACAAGAAAGGCAACUUCAACUAUAUAGCAUUCACACGCAUUUUAAAACAUGGUGCAAAGGACAAAGAUGACUAGCGACAGAAACAGCACUGGUCAGAUGAAGUUUAUUCUUUAGACCCUGUGUAUUGUUCAUGUGUUUCCACUUAAGGUAGAAAAGUUCUAUCCUGUAAUUUGGCUCAUGGCAAAGCUUCACUGUGGUAUUACCUGCUGAAGGUCAUUUGUUUAUGCUGGUUGUUGAACCAGACCUCUGGACCCCCCUCCACACUUAAAGCUCACUUGCACAUCAGUGAUAACACUAGUAAGGGUCUGUAUAAGGUUGUAAAUGUGUAUGUAAAGACCCCAUGGAUAAAGCUGGAAAUAAACUAAAACAAUGUC
This is a messenger RNA of Monopterus albus (swamp eel), 1101 nucleotides long. It is a transcript of the gene myl12.2, whose product is annotated as myosin, light chain 12, genome duplicate 2. The transcript has 4 exons. The record is from RefSeq and is a predicted model, not a curated record. Gene Ontology annotation, molecular function: calcium ion binding. Lineage: Eukaryota; Metazoa; Chordata; Actinopteri; Synbranchiformes; Synbranchidae. Bases 283 to 801 code for a protein of 172 amino acids.